AUUAAGUUUAUAGCUAUGGAAGAAAAAGUCAGGCAUCUACAAAAGACCUUCAAAACAUUCCAGUGUGUCUGUCUGGAUUUAUACUCAGUUGAGAAGUGUAAGACAUCAUCAUUAUCAUGACCACUUUUUGUUUGCUGCAAAUUAGCCUUGUGUUGCUGUGCACCACCAAAAUCUCAACUCUGGAUUGUAAUACUCUUCCCCUUCUGCACAACAAAGUGAUCCAGGGGAAUUUACACCUUCUGAACAAAAUGGGUCAACAAUUUCCUGAGCAGUGUCAAAGUGAGAAAAUGCACUUCAAGUUCCCUGAGCAGUUUCUAAAGCUGAGACAGAAAGAGAAUGCCAAGGUGGAAAUCCAGGAGAUCCUGCAACAGACCUUCUAUGUCUUUACCAAAAAUCUAACCUUAGCUGCCUGGGAUGGAAGAGCUCUUGAAAGAUUCCAAAAUAGACUUAAUCAGCAAAUUGAGCAUCUGGAAGCAUGUUUGACAGAGAAGAUGGAGAAGAAACAACCCUACUCAAGGAAGGAGGAAAUCAUUAGACUGAAACUGAAAAAGUACUUCCAAAAGAUAGAUAAUUUUCUAAAAGACAAACAAUACAGCCUGUGUUCCUGGGAGAUCAUCCGCCUGGAAAUGAGGAGAUGUCUUCAGUUUAUUGACAAAGUUAUAAGAAGGCUUAGAAACUAA
Chelonia mydas (Green sea turtle) is the source of this 680-nucleotide messenger RNA. Its product is annotated as interferon kappa. Bases 117 to 680 code for a protein of 187 amino acids. Lineage: Eukaryota; Metazoa; Chordata; Testudines; Cheloniidae. Gene Ontology annotation, molecular function: type I interferon receptor binding; cytokine activity. Gene Ontology annotation, biological process: B cell proliferation; defense response; adaptive immune response. The transcript has a single exon. Gene Ontology annotation, cellular component: extracellular region. The record is from RefSeq and is a predicted model, not a curated record.